Molecule: messenger RNA, 1947 nt
Organism: Naumovozyma castellii
Lineage: Eukaryota; Fungi; Ascomycota; Saccharomycetes; Saccharomycetales; Saccharomycetaceae
Gene: UBX2
Product: Ubx2p
Exons: 1
Coding region: 1-1947 (648 amino acids)
Source: RefSeq, a predicted model, not a curated record
AUGGAAAAUCUUGAAAAACUGCAACCAACAGAGGGCAGAAAGAAGAAAGUGUCCAUUGGAACCAUUAACGUUAUGCCCGUCAUUAAACAGGGAGAUCAAGAAUUUCAUAUUUCUCACGAUGAAGAGGAGAAACUGAACGAAUUCCAAUCAAUUAGUGGAUUCCCCGAAGAUGAUCUUGCCGACAUUAUAAGGCAUCUCCAAAGUAAUAGUUGGAAUUUAGAAUUAGCAUUAGGCUCCUACUUCGAUGGUAACUGGAAAGAACAAUUAAAUGCUCUUCAAGUACCAGAACCAGAACCUGUUGUAGAAACACUCCCACCGGUCCCGGAAAGAGUAGCGUUUACACCUCAUACCUCCAAUGGACCUUCAUCAUUUAUGAUGAUCCCAUCUUUCCCUGUAGUUAAAAAAUUGCCAAUGGGAUUCAAAGACAAGUAUCGUAUGCUGGGUAUCAAUAGUGAUACUGCCACCCACCUCGUGACGAAUCCGUUCCUCUUAAUAUUAUUGUUUGUCCCUAAAUUACUUUUCAAGUUGGGGACCUUCAUUUGGACUUUAUUGACAAUGGGGUUUACCAACCAUCUGCCAGGUCAUGACCGUAAUGCUUCUGUACGUGAAGUGCCUCAGAAACCUCAAAUGAUUGAAAUGGAAAGAGAACGACUUAGUGGGUUUUUUGAUGAUAGAAUAAAUUCCUUGAUUGAAUGGAAUAAAUCAUAUAAUGAAGUGUUGGAAACGGUGCAGAAUGAAUUUAAGUUUGGCUUAGUGAUUCUAAUAGGUGACAUCCUAGGAGCAGCAAAUGAGCGUUUUGAUGAGAAAAGUGAUUCCGAAACCGUAGAGAAAGAGGAGGAACCUUUUUUAAAUGGAACCAUUGAUUUAAAUUCACAAAAGUUUAUUGAAAAGAUUAUAGGUGACGAUUCUGUUAUUGAUUUGUUGGAAAUGUACAGAGACGAUUUAGUUAUAUAUUGUGGAUCUGUUGUAGAACUGGAACCUUGGCUUGUCUCAAAGCAAUUUGGUAUCAAGUAUACACCUGAAUGCUUCAUUGUUGGGAAUGUGAUCAAUGGUGAUGGAAACGUUAAUAAGCUGUCAUUAUUAUCAAGAAUUAAAGUGAAUUCCAGCAAAAGAUUUCAGACUACCCUAAAGGCUGUGUUUGAUCGUUUCAGACCAGAUAUGGUCGUUAGUAGAACGGAGAGGAAUGAAUUGGAACUUGCGAGAAAGAUUAGACAAUCACAGGAGGAAGCCUAUCAAAACUCAUUAAGAAAAGAUCAAAUAAAAGAACAAGAAAAGACCAUUAUUCGUGAAGAAAAGAGGCUACAGGAGUUGGAAGAAAAAAUGAAAAAAAUAAAAGAAACAUACGGCAAACUAAAAUGGUUGAAUGAGUGUUUAUUGAUCCUUGAAGGUGAUAAGAAUGAUCUUCUUAAUUCAUCCUCUCAUUCUACGGAAGUAAAGAUGGCAACUUUACAAAUUAGAACUGCACAGGGGAAACGAUUAAUAAAGAAAUUUGAUAGUCAAACAACGUUACAUGACAUCUAUAUAAAUAUUGGGUGUCAUUUAUUCUUAAACAAUCAUUCUUUGGAUAUUAAGGAAUGGAGUGAAAGUAUUGUUGACAAGAUUAAGGAACUAAGUGAGGAUGGAGAUGUGUUGUGUUUUGCAGAUAGAGAUAUUGUAGAAGAAGAACUUAUUUCCGAUACGGCAGAGAUCAAACCAAUCAUUCAAGAGGAGCUAAUGAAAUGGGAGACAGAAAUGAAUAGCAUCAAUGAGGACAAGCCCUUUGAGCUGGAAUUCGACUUUGAAUUAGUUUCGCCCUACCCAAGAUACAUUGUUCCAGUCAACAAGAAUACGACAGUUAAGGAAGUGACGCAGUUAUGGCCCAACGGUAAUUUAUUGGUAGAGGAUAUAGUUGUUGAUGAAGAGAUGAGUGAUGGUGAAGAUGAGGAGGAAUAUUUAGAGGAUAAUUAA